ACUGCAUAAUCGAUAACAGAUUCGUCGAUCCGGCUACCCACGCUUUAUUUUCACUAUGGAGAAACCUGUGGGUUCUUUACAAGAGCAAGCUUUGAAAAGAAAAGAAAGAUUAAAAGCUCUACGGGACCGGCAACUUCAAGGACAAGCAUCUGAGGAUGGAGAGCCUGAGAGAAAAAGAGCUCUGGAGGACUCCGAGACCGAGGAUAGGCACAGAGAGCUGAAGCUGAGGAAUUACACUCCGGAGGACGAGGAGCUGAAGGAGCGACAGGUGCCCAAAGCAAAACCUGCAUCAGUGGAGGACAAGGUCAAGGACCAGCUGGAAGCUGCAAACCCAGAGCCUGUGAUUGAGGAAGUGGAUCUGGCCAAUCUUGCCCCCAGAAAACCAGACUGGGAUCUAAAGAGGGAUGUUGCCAAGAAGCUUGAGAAAUUAGAGAGGCGAACACAGAAAGCCAUUGCUGAACUUAUACGUGAGCGGCUCAAGGGAAGUGAGGAAGAGCUGGCUGGAGCGGUCGGAGCAGUUGGCGUGGAAGAGGGAGACUCUGAUUGAAUCUGUUGAGAAUGAUGGUCACGCACAACCAGAUUUUCAAGAAGUUUCCUCCUCAAAUCCUCUUUACAUGGCAGUGUGUGUUUCAAAUGGAUUUCUUAUGCUGAGCGCAGCAUAGCAUAUCAUGCGAUUAGAAGUGUGAGUGUUUGUGUGUGAGAGCGAGGGAGAGGGAAACAAAAAGAAAGAAUGAGAGGAAUACAGGAGUUUUUGUAUUUUUAUAUAGAGUACACAAAGACGGCAACUUCCUUUUUAUUAUUAUUUUGUUGUUUAUAAGUAAACAGUUCUUUCUUUUCUAAAUUGUCUGUCUUUUUCCUUUCUGGUCCUUAUGAUAAAAACAUUUUUCAAUGUCAGUACACUUGUUUUAAAACAAAACCUGAAUGCUGAUAAAGAAGGGCUAAAUUCAUAUUUUCGUGUGGUAUUUUUCUCAUUAAUAUGAGAGUUCUAAAAGCAGACAGAUUACAGAAAAGAAUACAAUAUCAUAAUCGAGCAGAACAGUACAGAUGAAACUGCAGUACAUUAUUCUGGUUUCAAGAUAUUUAAAACAAAUUAGUGUGUACAUGGGCUCAAGUCUCUUCAAGCACUUAAUAAAAUCAAGUACAUUAAAGAAGAGUUAAA
Puntigrus tetrazona (Sumatra barb) is the source of this 1159-nucleotide messenger RNA. It is a transcript of the gene ccdc12, whose product is annotated as coiled-coil domain containing 12. Lineage: Eukaryota; Metazoa; Chordata; Actinopteri; Cypriniformes; Cyprinidae. The transcript is spliced from 7 exons. The record is from RefSeq and is a predicted model, not a curated record. Gene Ontology annotation, cellular component: U2-type spliceosomal complex; post-mRNA release spliceosomal complex. Bases 56 to 547 code for a protein of 163 amino acids.